AAAUUUUGUUCAACUAUUUUUCAAAAUUACUUUUUAGGUUAUGUUACUGUAUUGAUGCUUUAUGGUAUAAUUAAUUAUCAAUUAAUUCGUUUAAUAUAGUUCACUACUUGUUAUUUUUACUGUAAUAAAAUGAAUUAUCUGAGUAAUAUGUACAAUGAACGUUACAGAUUCUCUAUUAUAUCUGGUAUUUGUGCAUGUUCUUCUAGUUUGUUUGGAAAACUCUCAGGAAAAAUACCGCUUGACUCUUCAUACUAUUUGGUUCUAAUUAAAGCAGUGUUUAUACUGCUGAUGUUCGUGAGUGGCGCGGCAGUUUGGACGUACUAUGUCAAAGCACUUCAAAGAUCAACUACCACUAUUGUUCCAACAUUAAUAAGCACUGCAACAAACUACAUAUUAUCUGCGAUAUGUGGCUGUCUAAUAUUUGGUGAACAGUUGACGAUUCUCUGGUUUUGUGGAAUGGUGCUUGUUACUUCAGGGCUAAUGUUAGUUACAAAGUCGACAAUGACCGAUUCUGAACACUUAAUGGACAAAAAUGCAGAAAAUAAGCCCUCAAAGAAAAAUUCGUAACUUUGACUCUUGGUAUUUGUAAUUCAACUGAAGAAUACGUCAGCCUGAUAUUUGUGUUUCUGUGCUGUUGUGGUAGAUUUUCAUCUUGAAAAUUUCAGUUUCCACUUUUUCUCACUCUUAUAAUGAUCUAAACAAUUAUAUUCAAAAAGAUUAUCCAAUUUAAAUAAAAAUAAAAAGGUGUACCGAAUAGCCUUAAAACGACUUGGGGGGUCAAAACCACUAAUUUAUUAAAACAGUUUGAGAUACUAGUCUCGGUUGUUGCACUAUCAUCAAUCUGUAGUAAACUGUCAGAUUUCAGAGUGAUCUCAGUUUACUAGAGAUUGAUAAUAAUGUAACAACCAAAACUAAUAUCUCAUAUAGAUUAGUGUUUUUGGAAUUAUCAAGUCGUUUUCAUU
Molecule: messenger RNA, 962 nt
Organism: Nilaparvata lugens (brown planthopper)
Lineage: Eukaryota; Metazoa; Arthropoda; Insecta; Hemiptera; Delphacidae
Exons: 3
Coding region: 130-567 (145 amino acids)
Cellular component (GO): membrane
Source: RefSeq, a predicted model, not a curated record